Bradysia coprophila is the source of this 1598-nucleotide messenger RNA. RefSeq lists its product as uncharacterized. The record is from RefSeq and is a predicted model, not a curated record. NCBI's taxonomy places the organism in Eukaryota, Metazoa, Arthropoda, Insecta, Diptera, Sciaridae.
UGUCGAUGUAAAUAAUCAAAUCGACGCUCAAAAUUAGAAUCGACAGCAUUGCACUUUAAUGUCACUGGCUAAAGAAAAAAAUUAUUUUAUUUAUUUGUAAACAAAACAACGCGAAAUAACUUCAAAAAAUCACAAAUUCAAUCAGGAAAAAAUUUCGAAUUCGACACAAUGACAACUGUAAACGAGGACACGGGUAGAAUCCUUUGGUCCACCGAGAGUAAAUACUAUCUGCUGCGUCUCAUCAAAGAGAACAUGAUCAUACUGAAUCCGGACGUUUCCGCCGAAACGAUGGUCAAAAAGGAAAUGGCAUGGAAAAUGAUCGAACGGAAUUUCGUCGACGACGGUAUGCAGUGUCAAUUGUCCAAAUUGAAAAGGCUGUGGAAACGGAUGAAGGAUACGGCGCGACAGAACAUUAUGAAAUACAAUGAUCAGAAGAAGCGCGGCGUUCGAAGUCCGAAACAACCGACCGAUUUAGACACAGAGGUGGCCGACCUAAUCGCUUUCCGAAAUGUGUUGAAGUCGAGACUGAAGCCAAAGAAAAAUUCAAAAAUGAAAAACAAACUGACCCCGAAUCGACCGAUGGUAAAACACGAAAUGGAUGAGGAGGAGGCCGACGACGAUGAAGAGAAAUACGAUUACGAAGAUACCAACGGCUAUCCGAUGGAACCGAUGACCAUUUUGGAAGAAUUGGAAAAUAAACAGCCGACAAUAUCGAAUGUUGAAUCGUACGCGAUUAACGGUCAUCACAACCAACAGCACGCGAACCGAAGUCAAGAUCCGUUGGACGACGAUGAUGACGAAGUCGUCGAUGAAUCGUACAUGGGAUUGGAUGAAACUAUAAAAAUUAGUCGACCAAAAGAUGUGCAGAAAGAGCUGCUGUCCUAUGAACUUAAAUUGCGCGAAUUGCAGCGACAAAACGAAGAGGAGAAAAUGGAAUUCGAACGGGAACUAUUCAGGAAGAGAUCUGCGCUGUUGGACUUGAAAAUGCGUAAAAUUACGCUGGAAUUGGAGGCACUAGAGGAGAACCGGUCAAAGAGUAGCGGUUCCAAUGAAAAUGCUGAAUGAAAUGGAAGUCGAGUCACGAUAGUGGAGUGUGUUAAGAUAAUGAGAAAGAAAAGUUAUUUUUGUAAUCGCCUGAUGACCAGAGUACCGAGACAGGUGGGGCUUUCUUUUGUAUAUAAAUUAACAAACAAAAAAAUGAAUAUGUCAGUCAUAGUGUAUAUUUAUGUGAUGGUCUAAGCGUAACGUACCGAAGAAAAGAUUAAAAACAGAGAAAUCAAAACCCAUUCACUGCACUCCUUCCCGAUCAGAUUUAUGUUUUUUUUUUGUCUUUCCUUUUUGUUUUAGUCACGAUCCAACAAUAUUGGUCCAAGCCUUGCACUAGCACAGUUCUUCAUUUUGAUUUUCAUUUCUUAUUUAUAUCUAACAUCAUGAAAGCCCGAUUUUAUUUCGGCUGUAGAGGAAUGUCGUGUGUCUUUUUUUUAGUACAAUCUACGAUGCUUAGACUGCGAUGAAUGGUUAAAUUAAAUAUAUUAAGACACAAAAUGUACUUGUUUUAAGGUUUUCUGAAUUUGAAAAUAAAUUCUAAUUUGUUGUGA